AUGAGGUCUCCAGAACACCAGACUGAGCCUCAGCAGCCAUCGACACCGCCAAGCGGGACGCGAACAGCAGGCAGUAAUAGAUACCUCAAGACGCCCGUUAGCACACAUCAAACCAAACAUCAUCCGCACACGCCAUAUACUCCCCAUCAUCUUCCCAGAAAACAAGCUGUGGCAGCGUCUCCCGUUGCCCAUCACACACGUGGACAGCAGCAAUUACAAACACCAGACCAGACGCCAAGGAUCGGCCGACGUAAAGACCUGACGGAUGCAAUAGCCUCAAAAAUUGGCGAGCCGAGCGUACUUUUCCCGCUGGCGCCCUCAACGGUUGGCUCUGGACGCAAGUCGCACGUUGGCGGGCCCAGACUAGAGAAUGCCAGGCUUGAUCUCAGCAAAUCUUACAAGAUCGAUCUGGAAGAGGACCUACAGUUUUCGUCAGACGAAGAGGGAGAAAACCUCCCGCGGAGACUGGACAAAGUCACCAAGAAGCUCGACUUCAAAAUCGAUGAAUUUGCUGUGCCGUCAACCCCUGCCAAACAGGUCAUGACGGAGGAACAGGCCUACAAUAUGCACAUUGCUCCGCAGCGGCCCGUUUCGGGCGACGACGACGAGCGAUUUGUGUUGCGAGCCACUAUGAACAACCCGUUCCUGGAGAGCGGAGAGCCAAGGGCCCCGAGAGAGACGACGGAUUAUUCUCGUUUCGAGGAGGAGGUGGAGCUGGUCAACAACAAAACAGGGGAGAAGAUAGUUCGCAAAUUGACCGACUAUGAAAAAUCCAUCAAAGCACGCCGCUUGGAUUUCAGCAGUGCUCUUCUUGAAGACGAGGCUCCCCAAACACCUCGUAAUAACGUGACACCGGAACCUUUCAAGCAACACGUGUGGGAAGAUGAGAGCGAGGACAGAGAAACAAUACGAAAGGAGAAGAUCAAAAAUCCCUUUCGCGGGCCGUCCCUAUCAUCUGCAAGAUCACAAUCACCACGCAAAACAGAUCAAGGUUAUCUGAAAUAUGUGGACAAGACCGGUAAGGCAGUGCGGGAGCUUGUGGACGAAGAGCCUCCAAUAAGACCGCGCAAAUUAAGAUUUGACACAGAUUAG
Messenger RNA from Ogataea haglerorum, 1092 nucleotides. RefSeq lists its product as uncharacterized. Lineage: Eukaryota; Fungi; Ascomycota; Pichiomycetes; Pichiales; Pichiaceae. The transcript has a single exon. Bases 1 to 1092 code for a protein of 363 amino acids. The record is from RefSeq and is a predicted model, not a curated record.